UUGAGCUUCUUCGUCGUCGCGAACGGUAGAUAGAGGGGGAAAGGAAAAGUUAGUCCUUUUGGCUGAUAGUUCGCUCCUCCUUCUGUGCCUUCUCUGCUCCUCGCCUUGCUCCGAGUCGAAAGCCGCCCGAUCGAUCUUCGUCGACGAGGGAUCCGCACUCGGGGAGCUGCUCUGUCGGCGGGCGCGAGGGGCGGGGCGUAGCGUGGCGAGGAUCGGCUUGUCUUAAGUGGGAAGGUGGAACGCGCCAGGGAAUUGGGAGGUUGAUACGGGUUUGGAUCCGGUAGUGGGAGCGGCGUCUGCCGCCGGUGGAAGAGCCGGCGGAUGGCGUUGUUCAGGAGGCUUUUCUACCGGAAGCCGCCGGAUCGGCUGCUGGAGAUCUCGGAAAGAGUCUAUGUGUUUGAUUGCUGCUUCUCGGUUGAAACUCUUGGGGAACAAGAAUACAGUGACUACUUGAAUGGCAUAGUCACCCAACUGAAUGAUUACUUCCCAGAAGCUUCGUUCAUGGUGUUUAAUUUUAGAGAAGGUAAUCAAAGGAGCCACAUCUCGGACAUUUUAUCUGACUAUGGCAUGACAGUCAUGGACUAUCCUGUCCAGUAUGAAGGGUGUCCUCUUCUUCCACUCGUGAUGAUCCACCACUUUUUGAAGUCAAGCGAAAGCUGGCUGUCACUGGAAGGGCAACAUAAUGUGUUACUAAUGCACUGUGAGAGAGGAGGUUGGCCGGUGCUUGCUUUCAUGCUUGCUGGUUUGCUCCUUUACAGAAAGCAGUACACUGGAGAGCAUAAGACUCUUGACAUGGUGUAUAAACAAGCCCCCAAGGAAUUACUCCAUCUUUUGUCCCCAAUAAACCCACAAUCUUCUCACCUGAGAUAUCUUCAGUACAUAGCAAGACGAGGCAAUGCAUCAGAAUGGCCUCCAAAAGACAUGCCUUUAACCUUGGAAUCAUUGAUUCUCAGGGUAAUACCCAAUUGUAACGGGGAAGGAGGUUGCAGACCAAUGGUUCGCAUCUAUGGUCAAGAUCCUUUGGCUCCCAAUAGGAAUCCAAAGAUCCUCUUUGCAACUCCUAAGACCAAGAAGCUCAUUCGAAACCACAAGCAGGGGGAGGAGAUGCCAUUAAGGAUAAAUACCCAUUGUCGCAUUCAAGGAGAUGUAGUUAUGGAGUGCAUUCAUAUGGAUAAAGAUCUAGAACAUGAGAAGAUGAUGUUCAGGGUGAUGUUCAACACAGCUUUUGUCCAAUCUAAUAUUCUGAUGCUCUCGCGCGAGGAAAUUGAUGUCGUGUGGAAUUCUGAGGAACAUUUUCCUAGAGAUUUCAAAGCUGAGGUGAUAUUUUCAGACUUUGAUGCUUAUGAAUCUGAUUCAAGUUCAGAUACAUUGGUUGAAGAUGGUAAUGAAACAGAAGGUACUUUUACUGAAGCUGAGGAGUUCUUUGAGGCAGAGGAAAUUUUUACUAAUGCAGAUUGGCAUAAUGCAAAUCGAGAUUCUGAAGCAGCAAAAGCUGAAAGUGGAACUUCCACAGAUGGUAGGAAUACCACGUCAGAAACAUACAGUUUAACUGGUGGAACAAUAAAUAGGUUUGAACAAAGCAAAGAUAAAGAGGAUUCAAAUACAAGAGGUUCCAAUAAGUUAGCAGGUUUUGUUGUGGAAAUGACAAUGGAGAAAGCUCCUAGUAUGCCAGGUCCAGAUGAGACCCAUUCUGAAUUUGGCAAACCUGAGCAUGAUGAUGAUAUUGUGACAGAGAAAUCAGUUACUUCAGAAUGUAUGGUUCAUAUUGAAGAGAAAGGUGUGAUAGAAAGCAGCACAAGUCAACAGAACUUCAAGGAAGUAGCUUCUCCAUUUUUCGAAGAAAAAAAAAUUAUUAGCACGCUUAAGGUUGAUUCUGAAGAUGUAUCAAAGAAGAGUACCAAUCUUAUCUAUAAGAAUCCAAGUCAAGACACAAUUGGUCAUGAAAGAGAGACCGACUCUAGUAGACUUCAAGAGAAAGUCGAACAUUAUAGUGUAAGUACAUUAAGAACCCCACCAGAGACUGUAACUAAAUUUCCUACUGCCUCUAUCAUUAGUGAUGGUAAAAUUAUCAGUGAAAAUUCCAUAUCUCUGGAUGACACUUUUACUUGUCACGAGAAGAACAUAGUAGAAGUCAGCAAAUUCAAACAUGAGGAGAAGGAAAUUAUUGCAGUUGAUGUUGAAGUGAAGAAUAUAGUUGAAACCUUGAAACCUGCAGAUAACCAUGUUAUUGAAAAGACAAUGACCUCAUGUAAUAUGAUUUCUAGGAAAGAAAUUGCAACUGAUACAGCAGAAGCAUUACCAGAAAAAAUUGACCCAAAAUUUGAUAAUGUUACCGCGAGUAAAACCCUGGUUGACAAUGGUUGCCAUCAAGAGGGACAAAAUAUAUCAAGAGAAGUGAAGUGUAAAUCCAAAAAGGAAACAGAAAACUCUGUUACUCAAAAGAAAGCAGAGACCAAGACCCUUAUUCAGAAGUCAAAAAAUAAUGAACAGAAGCAAACUUCAGAAGUAUAUCAGCAUUCGACAAUGAAGAAACCAUUAACCAGCACAACGCAACCUGAUUCUCCAGUAUGCAAACCAAUUGUCAAGAAACUGGACUCUUCAGUAGGUCCAAAGAAAUCGACAAAGCCCAAAACAAAUGCUAGGUGGAUCUCACCAAAAAAAGACUCUGAUGCUACGUUAGUGUAUAUUCCACCCCACCCUCCAUCAAGAUAUAAUAGUGCACCUCCUGCUCUGGCCAUCUCUGCAGCUCAAGGGCCAAUGUUGUCUUCAAUCGAGGAAGUACUUCAAUCUUCUUCAGGGUCGAGCACUCUACCUACCUCUGGAAAUCCACCUCCCAUGUCACAAGUUCAUGAUAGUUCACCUCCACCGCCACCGCCCUUUUCUUUUGCUACUCCAAAGACAGAAAAUGUUGAUACCAUAUAUGCUACGCCACUAAUUCAUUCAUUGCCUUUGCAACCACUGCCACCACCUACACCACCACCAUUUUCCUCAUUUGGAAUCUCAGAUGAAUCUUUCCAGAUAUCCUCCCAAACCUCACCUUUAGUAACCAAUGUUUCUUAUAUAAAGGUUACACCACCCCCACCUCAUCCUCCUCUUCCAUCCAGUAAAAUUGACUGCUAUGUCACACAGUCAGCACCUCCAUUAGGAGCAUCAAGUGGAGAUCCAUUAAUUCCUUCAUCUUCACCUAUGAUGUCUAAAACAUCCACUAGUUAUUUGCCAUCCCCAUCGAUCAAUCCUCCACCAACACCACCACCACCUCCACCUCCCUCAGCAAUAUCAUGCAAUAGUUCUUUGACUCCCCCUCCCACUCCCAAUCCACCUCCAUCUACAAGAAUUUGUUCUAGUCCUCCUCCACUACCAUCACUUUCAUUGUCGAAUGGUUAUACUAAAGCUCCUUCAAUGGCAUCUCCUCCACCAUCACUGCCUCCUUUGCCUCUCUCAAGUUCUUCAAAGUUUCCUAGUGGUUCCACUCUUAUACCACCUUCUUCUCUAGUACGUGGGGUUCUUUCACCACCCCCUCCACCCCCACAACCACCAUUAGCACAUGAUAAUAUUCCUUGCCCACCUCUGCCUCCGCCUCCUCCUAAAUCACACGGUGCUUCUCUUCCUCCACCACCUCCUCCUCCUCCUCCAAACUCACAUGCUCCUCCUCCUCCACCACCACCUCUUUCUAACUCACAUGGUGCCCCUCCACCAUCAUCACCUCCUUCAAACUCACGUGGUGCUCCUCCUCCUCCACCGCCACCACCUCCCAAUCCACACAGUAUUCCUCCUCCUCAUCCUCCUCCACCACCACCACCACUACUUCCUAACUCACGUGGUGCUCCUACUCCUCCUGCACCACCACCACCACCACCACCACCUCCUACCACUAAUUUGCGUGGUGCUCCUCCUCCACCUCCUCCACCUCCUAGACCACGAAGUAAUGCCCCUCCAUCGACGCCACCUCCACCUUCUCCUCUAGGCCCACGAGUUAGUGCUCCUCCUCCACCACCUCCGAGUUCAUGUGCGCCACCUCCACCCCCUCUAGGACCACGUGGUGGUCCUUCUCCUCCUCCCAGUCCACGUGGAAGUGCACCUCCUCCACCUACACCACCUCGGGCACCAGGCGCACCACCACUUCCACCAACCAAUGGCCAAGUUGAUUCAAGAGGGGUAUUUCCCAAUGGAGGAAGAGGUCGGGGGCUCACACGUUCUACAGCCUUAAAUGGAUCAAGUUUGGUGCCCCGUAGGUCAUCGUUAAAACCAUUACACUGGGUGAAAGUAACAAGAGCUGUUCAAGGAAGUUUAUGGGCUGAGCUACAAAGAUCUGGCGAUGCUUCAAGUGCUUCAGAAUUUGAUGUUUCAGAACUUGAAAGCCUCUUUUCAACUGUGGUUUCAAAAACAGAUGAUAGCUCAACAUCUGAUGGACGCCGUAAAUCUGUUGGAUCAAAAUCAGAUAAAGUCCACCUAAUUGAAUUGAGGCGUGCAAAUAACACUGAAAUCAUGCUGACAAAGGUCAAGAUGCCACUUCCUGAUUUGAUGAGUGCUGCCCUGGCAUUGGACGAUUCAAUUUUAGAUGUUGAUCAAGUGGAGAAUCUCAUCAAAUUUUGUCCAACUAAAGAGGAAAUGGAACUCCUAAAGGGUUAUACUGGUGACAAAGAAAGACUUGGCAAGUGUGAGCAGUUUUUCUUGGAGUUGAUGAAAGUUCCAAGGGUGGAAUCCAAAUUAAGAGUUUUCUCUUUCAAGAUUCAGUUUGGUUCUCAGGUUUCUGAACUUAGACAAAGUCUGAACACUAUAGAUUCUACUUGUGCGGAGAUUCGCAAUUCUGAUAAACUGAAGGAGAUCAUGAAGAAAAUUCUUUUCCUUGGUAAUACCUUAAAUCAAGGAACUACAAGAGGCUCAGCUAUUGGCUUUCGCUUGGACAGCCUUCUUAAACUUACUGACACUCGAGCUACUAACAAUAAGAUGACACUUAUGCACUAUUUGUGCAAGGUAAUUGCUUCAAGAUCUCCAUCUCUUUUGGAUUUUCAUGAGCAUCUUAGUAGCUUGGAAGCGGCAUCAAAGAUUCAAUUGAAAUCUUUGGCUGAAGAAAUGCAGGCUAUUGUCAAGGGUUUAGAAAAGGUUGAGUUGGAACUGAAUGCAUCUGAAAAUGAUGGCCCUGUGUCAGAAAUCUUCCGAAAAACCUUGAAGGAAUUUAUUGUUGUUGCUGGAGCUGAGGUACAAUCAUUAACAACACUCUAUACAGCAGCGGGUAGAAAUGCUGAUGCCCUUGCCCUAUAUUUUGGUGAAGAUCCUGCACGCUGUCCCUUUGAACAAGUUAUAGCUACACUUUCAAAUUUUGUAUUGUUGUUCCGUAAAGCACAUCAGGAGAACUGCAAGCAAGCUGAACUUGACAGAAAGAAGGCUGAAAAAGAGAGAGAGAUGGAAAAGUCUAAAACUCUGAUGCAGAACAGUAAAGAUGACUUGAAGGAAUCAAGUUUGAGCCAGCAGUUGACACAAGCAAAGGAGAAGGUUAACUCUAAAAACAGAAGCGAAAAAGACAUUAGAUGACCUCUAAGUGCUCACCGUUGGUUUGUAUCCCGGUUUCUUCCUAGCAGUGAAAUCCAUGAUCCAGUAAAAUCAUGCAAGGCAUCAUACGAACAAUGGAGAAGGCAGCAUUAAAAAUGUGUGCGCUUUGAAGCACAGUAGACAAGGGUUAAGAAUAGGACCCAGCCUUUGAGGUCUUUGCACAGGGAAUAUCUUUCCAAUGAUCUCAUCUGAUGCUUGCGUUCUACCUCCAUGCCAUGCACGAGCUAUUCGCUUCUUUAUUAAUUGUAGAAGCCCAAGGAUUUGAGAAUUGGAGGUCACAUCUUAUGACCUAUGGCUGGUCAAGCAACUUCAACUCACUGUCGUACCUGUACAGAGCUAAUCCCUUGGUUUGUUUGAUUCUUUAUUUAUUAUUAUUUUUUUGUAAAAUAGUGAUAUUUCCCUCACUAUGUAUAUUAGGUUUCAAGGUAUUUGAAAGUAAAUGUGAAUACAGCCCAAUUUUAAUGGGAAAGGCUCUGACCGGGGCCUAAUUUUUCCUAAUUUGUUAGAUUUUUUAUAGUUUCAGCAGCUGCAUUCUCCAUAUUUCUUGAUCAUGAAGAUGAACAAUAUUAUGAUCGCAGCAAGAAAAAAGGAAUGGUUCUGAUGAAGGCAUUGCAGUAAAUACAUGUGUCAAAGUAUUUACGAGAAAGAAGAACAUUGUUAAUUAAAUAAAUGUAGCCAUGUAGACAUUUGCGUAUUUUUUUUUUUUUACCAAAAUGGAGAAUGCACCCAAGUAAUGAUUUAGGCAUGUUGAUGUGCAAAUUAAUUUUUAGCAUUUAAGAUUAAAAAUGUUAUUA
Zingiber officinale is the source of this 6344-nucleotide messenger RNA. Its product is annotated as formin-like protein 20. The record is from RefSeq and is a predicted model, not a curated record. NCBI's taxonomy places the organism in Eukaryota, Viridiplantae, Streptophyta, Magnoliopsida, Zingiberales, Zingiberaceae. The transcript has 20 exons. Bases 322 to 5532 code for a protein of 1736 amino acids.